This is a messenger RNA of Oncorhynchus keta (chum salmon), 1192 nucleotides long. RefSeq names its product collagen alpha-2(VI) chain-like. Bases 53 to 1192 code for a protein of 379 amino acids. The record is from RefSeq and is a predicted model, not a curated record. The transcript is spliced from 2 exons. Lineage: Eukaryota; Metazoa; Chordata; Actinopteri; Salmoniformes; Salmonidae.
GGAAGGGAAGAGGGGAGGAAAGGGGAGAAAGCAGGGUAGAGGAGUGGAGGGUAUGAGGGGAGGAAAGGGGAGAAAGCAGGGUAGAGGAGUGGAGGGGAAGAGGGGAGGAAAGGGGAGAAAGCAGGGUAGAGGAGUGGAGGGGAAGAGGGGAGGAAAGGGGAGAAAGCAGGGUAGAGGAGUGGAAGGGAAGAGGGGAGGAAAGGGGAGAAAGCAGGGUAGAGGAGUGGAGGGGAAGAGGGGAGGAAAGGGGAGAAAGCAGGGUAGAGGAGUGGAAGGGAAGAGGGGAGGAAAGGGGAGAAAGCAGGGUAGAGGAGUGGAGGGGAAGAGGGGAGGAAAGGGGAGAAAGCAGGGUAGAGGAGUGGAAGGGAAGAGGGGAGGAAAGGGGAGAAAGCAGGGUAGAGGAGUGGAUGGGAAGAGGGGAGGAAAGGGGAGAAAGCAGGGUAGAGGAGUGGAGGGGAAGAGGGGAGGAAAGGGGAGAAAGCAGGGUAGAGGAGUGGAGGGGAAGAGGGGAGGAAAGGGGAGAAAGCAGGGUAGAGGAGUGGAGGGGAAGAGGGGAGGAAAGGGGAGAAAGCAGGGUAGAGGAGUGGAGGGGAAGAGGGGAGGAAAGGGGAGAAAGCAGGGUAGAGGAGUGGAUGGGAAGAUGGGAGGAAAGGGGAGAAAGCAGGGUAGAGGAGUGGAAGGGAAGAGGGGAGGAAAGGGGAGAAAGCAGGGUAGAGGAGUGGAAGGGAAGAGGGGAGGAAAGGGGAGAAAGCAGGGUAUAGUGGUGGAGGGGAAGAGGGGAGGAAAGGGGAGAAAGCAGGGUAGAGGAGUGGAGGGGAAGAGGGGAGGAAAGGGGAGAAAGCAGGGUAGAGGAGUGGAGGGGAAGAUGGGAGGAAAGGGGAGAAAGCAGGGUAGAGGAGUGGAAGGGAAGAGGGGAGGAAAGGGGAGAAAGCAGGGUAGAGGAGUGGAAGGGAAGAGGGGAGGAAAGGGGAGAAAGCAGGGUAGAGGAGUGGAGGGGAAGAUGGGAGGAAAGGGGAGAAAGCAGGGUAGAGGAGUGGAAGGGAAGAGGGGAGGAAAGGGGAGAAAGCAGGGUAGAGGAGUGGAGGGGAAGAUGGGAGGAAAGGGGAGAAAGCAGGGUAGAGGAGUGGAAGGGAAGAGGGGAGGAAAGGGGAGAAAGCAGGGUAUAGUGGUGGAGGGGAAGAGGGGAGGGUAG